AUGGCGUGGCAGUCGCUCUACUGGUCUAUGAUGAGCACCGGUUUAUUUUACAUGAAGCAUCAGUCUUGUGUCGAACUUGGCGUCCAAGAUAAGACAACGCUCACAGAGACAUGCUACCGCAGAGCUCUGGACGCACUUGCGUCGUCUGACUUCAUGGCAUACACGCCCUCCAAGCCAUCUGCCUACUCGUUCCAUGCGCAUAUGCUCUCGGUGAUCCAAGAUUCGUAUCUCACCACAUUCAAGGGGACUUACAACAUAGUCCCUGCUCAUGCCAAGACUCCUCUGCCGGUGAACUGCUCCGAGGUGAUGGAGGAAUUCCAGGAAGCCGGCAAAGUCCAGGUGCUUCCACUUUCGAUACCAACGCAAACAACGUACAUGAUUCUCCAAGUCCACCUAACCAGCAUCAAACAGAGAUUGCACGAAGACACAUACGAAGCCGCAGGUAAAAGAAUCAACGUUGCAGAAAGAUACCAGAAAGUCUUGCAAACUGAUGAAGACUUGGCCAUCCUCCGGCAGCAGCUCCCUCCAUGGAUGAAGACCAAGGCUUGCCCAGAAGACGCGGCACCUUUCGUAAGACACCAAUGGCGGACUUUCCGAAUAUCUUAUGCACACAUGAAACUAUCCAUUCAUCGAGCAUUCUUCUGUCACUCGUUUACGAUGAAGCAAUUCAGCUACUCGCACCAGGCGUGCUUGGAUGCCGCUCGCAUGUUGCUAUUGACGUAUCGCGACACGGCUCAGGCCAGCGAAUUUGACAGCUGGACUGUUCCAGCGCACGUCAUCAGCGCCAGUCUUAUAAUAACUUUGGACAUUGUACUACGCGACAAUGGUGACGACUUUGACCCUAAUGUUGCAAGAUCACUCGCUGAUGAUAAAGGCCUCAUGCUUGAGUGUCUAGAGCUGGUGGAGGCUACCCAGUCUAGCCUGCUAGUUAAGAGAGGCCUCACUCUGGUUAGCAAACUAAUUGCCGACAGAGAACGAAGGAGCCCGACCUAUUCACGUUUUGAUGGACCGGAAAUUUCAAAGCUUGUACAGGAGGUCGAGGACGCAUUGGCAACCGAGGAGGCGCCUCCUACAGCGUACAAUGUGACAUUCGAGGAGUACUUGGAUAUGAUGGGAAACGAUCUUUUUGCGUUUAUGGACGACGAGUCAUGUCUUUUAGAUUAG
This is a messenger RNA of Fusarium falciforme, 1164 nucleotides long. RefSeq lists its product as hypothetical. The transcript has 4 exons. NCBI's taxonomy places the organism in Eukaryota, Fungi, Ascomycota, Sordariomycetes, Hypocreales, Nectriaceae. Bases 1 to 1164 code for a protein of 387 amino acids. The record is from RefSeq and is a predicted model, not a curated record.